This is a messenger RNA of Sclerotinia borealis F-4128, 1755 nucleotides long. NCBI's taxonomy places the organism in Eukaryota, Fungi, Ascomycota, Leotiomycetes, Helotiales, Sclerotiniaceae. The record is from the annotation of a GenBank genome assembly.
AUGAAGUCGAGUCCAAGGUUCUCUGGACCCAACACAAGCACUUCUGAGCCAAGAUCAGGAUCUCCUUGCUUGGAUAAAUACGAGCUGUAUCAAGUCGAACAGUAUGAAGCACAAGAGCUAUUUGAAUUCAAACAAUAUGUCAAGAUUAUUCAAUUCACCGAAGCUGUGCGCUCCGGAACCCAUCCUCGAGUUAAGAUUUCUCCUCGGCCUGGCACCAGAAAGUCUACUACAUUCGAGGCCUCAAAAGUUCCCAAGAACGUGAAUGUUGAACCAGUAAGGAUAACAACCGAGGAGGUCGAUACUACAAAUAACUUGAAUCCCACCCCACAAGAAAGUAGCAAGAAGGCUGGGAAGAAAAGAAAGUAUUCUGAUGAGUUAGAAAAGUCACCUGAGGAUUUGCCUCGAGAAUCGUAUAUUGAUGAUCUAGCCAUGGACUAUUAUAGUUUGUUAGGGUUAGAUUCAUCUGCCUCUGGCCAAGAUAUACACAAGGCUCACAAUGAACUAAAAAAAACACAUGAUCCACAAUCGAAUGAAGGAAAAUUGAAUUGGCAGGGAAAAGAUCCGUGUGCAUUCGCAGUACUAUCGGAUAAACAUAGCAGGUCAACAUACGAUUUUGCUAGAGAAUCGUAUCUAAAAGGCUUAGAGAAGCGGAGGAAAGUAGACGAGACCACCGUACAAAGCGAACUACCGUUUGCUGCCUUUCGGGAGGAAUUAAUUCGAUCACUAGGAGCACCUCACCCCGAUGAUCCGCCCGAUCCGCACGACGAGGAUUUUUAUCAGAGAGUCACCGCAGGUAUUAUUGUGGAAGAGAAAGACAUCGAUCUUUCAGCCAACUAUUAUAUAGAGUUAGCAGCUCCCGCCAUGGGUAAAGUAUGGAGCGGAGUCGUUGGUAAAGAUAUCCUUGGACAACUCUUGCGAAAUAUGGGCUACCAGUACAUUCAUAAUAUAAGACAGGCGAAAGAUGACAAGGCCCUCGACAGGGUGCGUGGCGCAUGGAAUAAGAAGCUGAUUGCCUACUCGAUAUUGAAGGAUGAGAGGCUUCGUGCAAAGUAUAAUGAGCGGAAUUUCAGUCAUAAGUUGUUUGGAGAUCGGCAAAAGGUAUAUGAUGCGAAGGAACUUGAUAGGGUGCAAAAAUCAUGGUCUUUAACCUUACCGUUACCAUCUGGAGCCAAGGUCUCAGUCCCGAAAGUCAUUUCCUCUCGAAUCCCAUCUGCAGCAUCCGACAUUGAUCCUCUUAACGGUGACCAUAUCAACCCCAAAGCCAGUACUCCCAGUAUUCCCACCCCCAAGAAACCCCAAUCACCAAUCCCCAUCCAACCGCAACAACCGAACACCACAGCUCCCAAAUCCCUCGGGCCUCAACACUACAGCGGGCGAAAGCGAAAGCGAGACCGACAUCAAAAAGCCCGAAAGAUCCGAGCCCAAAAAGCGAGUAUUCAGAGGCAAAUUGACGUACAGCGGGCAGCGGCGCAACGCGCUGGUGCGCAGCGUAAGGCGUUGCAAGAAUCACUGGGCUUGGGUGUGGCUUUGCCGAGUGGCCCGGGUGUUGGUUUGGGGACCCGGAUGGGGAUGGGUGCUCGUUUGGUGAAAGGCGAGGUUGUGUAUGGUGAUGGUGGUGUUGGCACUCUGAGGCUGGUAACUCAUCCUUGCGAGGAAGCAGCGAGAGAGUGGAAACCUGCUGAUAAGAAGCAGAGGGUUAGGGAUAGAGAAGGUGGUGAGAAGAGGGAGAUGAGGAAGAAGAGCGGUAGUCUGUGA